AUGGUGGCUACGCUGUUGCUGGUGUCGACCUCCGCCAGCGCCCCACCCACGGUCACGAUCAAGAACGGGUCCUACUACGGCGUCUACCAGGAAACCUACGACCAAGACCUCUUUCUCGGCAUGCCAUACGCCCAACCACCCGUCGGAAAUCUCCGCUUCCGCAACCCAGAGCCGCUCAAUUCAACGUGGACGGACGCCAAGAACGCGACCGAGUACUCGCCUGAGUGCUACGGCUACGGCAGCGACCAGUGGGUGCUAGGCAACGUGAUCUCGGAGGACUGCCUGACGAUCAAUGUCGUUCGACCUAGCGGCAUCUCCGCGGACGCUAAGCUGCCCGUGGGUUUUUGGAUCCACGGUGGCGGCCUCUUUGAAGGCGGCAACCGCGACCCCCGCUACAACUUCUCUUACAUCAUGAACGAAGCCACGCAAGCGGGCAAACCAUUCAUCGGUGUGAGCAUCAACUACCGCCUCCAAGGCUUUGGCUUCCUUUGGGGGAGCGCAGUUGAGGACGAAGGCGUGUCCAACCUCGGAUUCAAGGACCAACGUUUGGCCUUGCACUGGGUCCAGGAAAACAUCGCCGCCUUUGGUGGCGACCCGGACAAGGUCACGAUCUGGGGCGAGAGCGCUGGCGGCUGGAGCGUCGGCUAUCAACUGCUGGCUUACGGCGGUCGUGACGACGGUCUUUUCCGCGGCGCUAUCAUGCAGUCUGGCGCUCCAGCCCACGGCCCGUCGAGCUACACGAACGCGUCGGCCUGGGACGUCUACUACAACAACAUCACCUCCGCCGCCAACUGCAGCUCGGCUUCGGACACUCUGGCCUGCCUUCGUGAAGUCCCCAUCGGCACGCUGUCGUCGAUCUUCAACAGCUCCGUGGCUUCAUCAGCCUCCUUCAGCCCCGUCAUCGACGGUGACUACAUCCAGGACACCGGCGCUGCUCUCCUGAGAGACGGCAAGUUUGUGCACGUGCCAAUCCUGCACGGCGCCAACCACGACGAAGGCUCGGCCUUUGGAACCAGGGGCAUCAACUCCACGGACGAGUUCCUCGAGUACCUGGUGUUGAUGGGGAAUACGGCUGAAGAGGCUGAGAUUCUCGCCGCCGUCUACCCUGACAUCCCCGAAAUCGGCAUCCCCGGCACGCUGCACGGUCGUCCGACUGCCGAAUCCUUGGUGGGAUCUCAGUUCAAGCGUGUCUGUGCCUAUGCCGGUGAUGCCUACAUGCACGCUCCGCGCCGCUACACAGCCGAAACGUGGGCAGCGAACAACGUGACGAGCUACAGCUACGUGUUCAACGUGAUGGUCAACGGACUCUCGCAGUACGUGGGCGCCACGCACUUCCAGGAGAUCGCGUUCGUGUUCUACAACCUCCAAGGCAACGGAUACGAGAACGCCGUCUCGGUCAACCCGUUCCUGAACGAGCCCGAGACCUUCGCCCAGCUCGCGCGUCUCAUGACCCGCUCGUGGGCGAGCUUCAUCGUGGACCAGACGCCCAACAACAACGGCGUGACGGCCCUCCAGUGGCCCGAGUACACUGUGGACAACCGGCAGAACAUCGUGUUCGACGUGAACGUCACCGAGCUGGCCUACAUCGAGCCCGAUCUCUACCGCGCCGAAGGCAUCGCGUACCUGCACAGUCAGUACUUUGAGUAG
Molecule: messenger RNA, 1647 nt
Organism: Phytophthora sojae
Lineage: Eukaryota; Oomycota; Peronosporomycetes; Peronosporales; Peronosporaceae
Exons: 1
Coding region: 1-1647 (548 amino acids)
Source: RefSeq, a predicted model, not a curated record